Molecule: messenger RNA, 518 nt
Organism: Neurospora tetraspora
Lineage: Eukaryota; Fungi; Ascomycota; Sordariomycetes; Sordariales; Sordariaceae
Exons: 1
Coding region: 146-424 (92 amino acids)
Source: RefSeq, a predicted model, not a curated record
GUUCAAUGAUAAUAUCGUACAUACAUACCCCUUCACAGCUUUUCAAGAAAGGUUGUGUGAUGCAAGUUUAAAGGGCAACCAUUAACCGUUGAAACCCCAAUUCCGUCGUCUCGGGUUGGUUACUUACUACCAGCAUAUCAACAAGAUGGCACAUCUCCCAAUCAAAGUUUUGAUAUUGACGGUCUUGAACAGUGCCCAUGGACUUCAACCAAGCCUCGAGAUAUACGCCUUCCCGUUCCUAAGUAAGAGCGUAAAAAGUAGUGACACAAUAAAUGAACCGCUCGCCUAUCGUACAGUAGCGGCAUCUCGUUGUGCUUACUUCAUGUGUUUCGUCACCAUCAUCGUCUUAAUUCCCCCCUUCCGCUUACGUUAUGCCCCUCCUCGAAGAUCCGUGAGCUGCCAGCAGCGAACAACACCCAUCUGAAUCCCCCUUUAUCUACCAUCACCACCACCAGACGUCCUCUAAGCCGUAUAAGCCCCAUUUGAAAAGAUUCUAAGGUAUUAAUCAUUCAUUACAA